AAUUCAACUGCUUCACAAAUGUAACACCUGGGUAUGAAGUUUGUCUCUAGAGCCGGGCCUCGUGGAAUACGAUCGUAUUAUAAAAUAUCCCACCGGAAACCGUUCAACAAAUAUCAACCGAUCGCAAUUUCGACGCAUCGAUAUAGACAUCAACAAGUGCCGCUCAACACACCUGAGCCUUUCGUAAGGCGAUUGUAUUUACAAACGCGGUUAGCCACGCGAGGACGGUCUGAUAACAAGUUAGAAACGCGCGCGACAAAAGCAGCAACUACCACGCGGCACAACUUCAGUCUGCCGUUGGUUCUGGACGGCUCUGGACACUUCGUUAACGCGACGUCGGUGACUUCUCUCAACGCGUAGAGAUGAACGGGAACGUGGUGAGCGUGCGCUCCAGGCACGAGAACGGAGACUCGUCGAGGCUUCACGAAGUAAACGGCGGCCCGUUGCACGCAUUCCAGCCUUCAGAGGGCACAGUAUCUCUCGACCAAAUGAACAUAAAACAUCUCGAAAAUCGCAUGCAGGUUCUACGUCAGUCUCUCGUUGACGACAUAGACGCGCAACUAAACAGCAUGAUGUCCGAAGUAAUCGAACGCUUGCAAGAGAGCAAUCCAAAGCAAAAUGGUUAUCACAAAGGAGCGUCCGACCACAAGCAAGAGAGAAAAGGCGGAGAAAAGCAGUUCAUCCCGAGGAAUUCGUAUCUCACCGAUCUAUUCAAAGUAAAUCACAUUCGAACGAUUUACAACAUAUUCGCGGCGAUGCUGCUCGUUCUAUUUUUGAACACGGUGGUGCACGACUACAUCCAGACUGGCACGACACACGUGGGCUUGAGAACUAUCAAAACUGGCUUCGGAAGCGUGUACGACAUUGUCGAGAUUUGGAUGAUUAUGGUAGCCUCCACUUUCUUUAUCUACCUGGAAUUCUCCCUGUGGGCGAAUAAACAUAACGAGCUUGCUCCAAAAUCUAUCUCCAGGAAAAUUUGGGACUACGCUUCGUUGUUUGUAUUUAUAACUCAUCAAACUCUAUUUAUAAUGGUGCCUGCAAAACUCACGAUCGAUAAACACUUUCCCGCAGCCGCUGGUAUUCUCGUUUUGAUGGAACAAGUUCGCAUGCUAAUGAAGACGCACGCUUUUGUAAGGAGUAAUGUUCCUCGAGUUUUGGCAUAUAAGCCUAAAGACGAAAACAGCGAGGCCUCGUUUUAUCCGCAAUUUUCCAAGUUCUUGUACUUCAUGUUUGCACCAACCUUUAUCUACAGAGAUGAGUAUCCAAGAACUAAAAGUAUCAGAUGGAAAGUGGUAAUGUGGAACGUUGCAGAAAUACUGAUGAUCGUUUUCUAUGUAGCUUUCAUACUCGAGCGCUUCAUAAUACCGCCCUUUGAAAAGUACGGCCCGCGAAUUUUCGAAAUCCAAUUCGUCGUUCUCACAGUUUUCAGCUCGAUGUUGCCCGCUAUCGUCAUGUUUCUAUUUGGGUUUUACUGUAUACUUCACGCCUGUCAGAAUGCUAUGGCGGAAUUGCUGAGGUUUGCCGACCGACAAUUUUACAAAGACUGGUGGAAUUGCACGUCUUUCAGUGCCUUCUAUAGAACUUGGAACAUCCCUGUUCACGAUUGGCUCCACGAGUACAUCUAUAAAGACGUUCACGUAAAGUGCCACAGUAAAGUUUUCGCGAUCGCGAUGACGUUCGCCGUGUCUGCCCUCUUUCAUGAGUAUAUCUUGGCUCUCGCUUUUGGAUUUUUCUAUCCAGUGUUAUUUAUUUCUUUCGCCGGAUUUAGUUUGCUUCUUGUCUUCCUUAUGAAGAAUUAUUCGAAAAUGGAUGGAAACAUUUAUAUGUGGUUAGCUUUGAUUGUGGGAAAUGGAAUUGUUUAUACUCUCUAUCCUAUGGAAUUUUAUGCGAGAUCGAAUUGUCCCCCUUACAGUGAUCACCUGUUAGAUUCUAUUUUACCUAGAAGUUGGAUUUGUCAUAAAAUCUCCAACGACACCUCAAGUGUUAAUUAAAAAAUAAAAGAUGAAGCUAAUAUUCAAGAAA
Molecule: messenger RNA, 2022 nt
Organism: Phymastichus coffea
Lineage: Eukaryota; Metazoa; Arthropoda; Insecta; Hymenoptera; Eulophidae
Product: sterol O-acyltransferase 1
Exons: 9
Coding region: 363-1991 (542 amino acids)
Biological process (GO): cholesterol metabolic process
Cellular component (GO): endoplasmic reticulum membrane
Source: RefSeq, a predicted model, not a curated record